Molecule: messenger RNA, 3462 nt
Organism: Acanthochromis polyacanthus (spiny chromis)
Lineage: Eukaryota; Metazoa; Chordata; Actinopteri; Pomacentridae
Gene: tm9sf3
Product: transmembrane 9 superfamily member 3
Exons: 15
Coding region: 115-1875 (586 amino acids)
Biological process (GO): protein localization to membrane
Cellular component (GO): membrane
Source: RefSeq, a predicted model, not a curated record
AUAUGCGUACGAGAGCAUCCCUAAAAAUUGCCUCUGUCAUACAACCAGGAAGAAGGUGGGAUAGCCCUGCAAAGCUAACAUCCCCAAUCUUUCUGCAUACUUUCUCCGAAAAUAAUGGGAUCGUCAAGGUGGAAGGUGGCAGCGGCGGCGUUUCUCGCUAUCCUGGGCUCUUUAUUACCUGUGCACGCAGACGAACAUGACCACACGUACAUAGAUAAGGAAGAGGUAGUUUUAUGGAUGAACACAGUGGGGCCUUACCACAACCGACAGGAGACGUACAAGUAUUUCUCUUUGCCCUUCUGCGCGGGUUCUAAGAAGACCAUCAGUCACUACCAUGAAACACUCGGAGAGGCUUUGCAGGGAGUGGAGCUGGAAUUCAGCGGCUUAGACAUAAAGUUCAAAGAGGAAGUCAUGCAGACAACAUACUGUGAAAUCGACUUGGACAAAGCCAAACGGGAUGCCUUUGUGUAUGCUAUAAAGAAUCACUACUGGUACCAGAUGUACAUAGAUGACCUGCCUAUCUGGGGUAUCGUUGGCGAGGCUGAUGAAAAUGGAGAGGAUCAUUACCUGUGGACGUAUAAGAAACUAGAAAUUGGCUUCAACGGCAACAGAAUUGUUGAUGUGAAUCUAACUAGUGAAGGCAAAGUCAGACUCGUGCCAAACACAAGAAUCGCAAUGUCCUAUUCGGUAAAGUGGAAGAAGUCAGAUGUAAAGUUUGAAGACAGAUUCGACAAGUACCUCGAUCCAUCCUUCUUUCAGCACAGGAUCCACUGGUUCUCCAUCUUCAACUCCUUCAUGAUGGUCAUUUUCUUGGUGGGUCUGGUGUCCAUGAUUCUAAUGAGAACGCUAAGAAAGGAUUAUGCCAGAUACAGCAAAGAGGAGGAGAUGGAUGACAUGGACAGAGACCUUGGAGACGAAUACGGGUGGAAGCAGGUACAUGGAGAUGUGUUUAGGCCGUCAAGCCAUCCACUGAUCUUCUCUUCGCUCAUCGGCUCUGGCUGCCAGAUCUUCUCAGUCUCCCUCAUCGUCAUCAUCGUUGCCAUGGUUGAGGAUUUGUAUACAGAGAGAGGAUCCAUGCUGAGCACAGCCAUUUUUGUGUACGCCGCCACCUCUCCCGUCAAUGGCUACUUUGGGGGAAGUUUGUAUGCAAAACAAGGAGGCAGGAGAUGGAUUAAACAGAUGUUCAUCGGGGCCUUUAUGAUCCCAGCCAUGGUGUGUGGGACUGCCUUCUUCAUCAACUUCAUCGCCAUCUACUACCACGCCUCCAGAGCCAUCCCAUUUGGCACCAUGGUUGCUGUCUGCUGUAUCUGCUUCUUCGUCAUUCUGCCACUAAACCUGGUGGGAACGAUUUUGGGGAGGAAUCUGUCCGGCCAACCCAACUUUCCCUGCCGAGUGAAUGCUGUGCCGCGGCCGAUCCCUGAGAAGAAAUGGUUCAUGGAGCCGGCUGUCAUCGUGUGCCUUGGAGGAAUCCUUCCAUUCGGUUCCAUUUUCAUAGAAAUGUACUUCAUCUUCACGUCCUUUUGGGCCUAUAAAAUCUACUACGUGUACGGCUUCAUGAUGCUGGUCCUGGUCAUCCUGUGCAUCGUCACCGUGUGUGUCACCAUCGUGUGCACGUACUUCCUGCUCAACGCCGAGGACUACAGAUGGCAGUGGACCAGCUUCCUCUCCGCUGCAUCCACUGCUGUUUACGUUUACAUGUACUCCUUUUACUACUAUUUCUUCAAAACCAAGAUGUACGGGCUGUUCCAGACAUCCUUCUACUUUGGCUACAUGGCUGUGUUCAGCACUGCCCUCGGAAUCAUGUGUGGUGCCGUCGGAUACAUGGGAACAAGUGCCUUUGUGAGGAAGAUCUACACAAAUGUGAAAAUUGACUAAGAAGCGAAGCAGCAACACAGGGAUGUAAAUGGAUUUGCCUACGCGUAUUCUGAAAGACGGCGGGCACAAGUCAUUCUUUAUUACUUUUCUUUCUUGCAAAGAGAUUGCGAGAAUCUCACUUUGUACAAUGUAGUUUUUUUCCAUUUUCUGAAUGAAAUUCAACGCCGCAACUCAAAGUGAACAAGGAGGAAAUCUGCGGAAGAGAUAUCAAACACAAGUUUCUGUUUUUAUCAGUUGCUUUCAAACAAACAAACACGUUUGGGCGAAUGUUAAAGGCUGACAUGGCUUCUCGUUUCCAACCCAGUCCCACCUGAGACCAGAGAACAUAAAUGUUUAUUGAUGGAAUAGUGUAGCUCUCUUCAGUGAAGAGGCCUAAGUGUAUUGAAAGCCUUUGUUCUGUUGUGUCAGAAUAUUGGAGAGUUGGGUUCGUGUCCGUGUCGACUUGAUUUCUAUUUUGUAUUCUUGCAGUCGAAAUAUCUUUGCGACAGCAGUUUGUUCCCAUUUGCAAAAGUUGAUCUGAAAACUGUCACUGUUCAAUAAUCAUUCCCCCCAUUUUGACGAUUCUUAAUUCCCCGUUACCGUAGCAAUCCAUCCAGUCAACAUGAGAUUUUAGUCCUGCUGUAGUUUACUGUACAGACAAGAGCAGAGGGACUGAUUCACAGUUGAGGUACAGUAAGAACUGAUUUUUAAAUGGAUGUUUGAUGUGGUCCCAUUUCCCCGUUUAGUCUUAUGUUUUCUUAAUGUUUGGGUUUGAAUGAAGUCUACUUGUAAAGAUAAUAUAUGGAUGGGGGGGGAGUGUAUAUAACCUUAAUAAUGUACCUUUAGAUGUAGAUCCCAAAUGUAUUUUCGUUGUACAGAUUUACUACAGGGUGUUUUUUUUUUUUUUUUGUUUUUUUUUAAUGAAUCCUUCAGUUGAAAACAAAAAAAUAUAUUUAGUUUUUUUUCCUGUUUGUUUGGUGCUUGGGGUGGGGCUGGUGGCGCUGUUACAUCUUGCCUGAUAUUGCAUGAAGUUUUCACCAAACCAUCUGAUCAUCAAAUUCCACUUCUGUCAGCGCUGUCCGUUUUUCUUUUCUCCUCGUGAGCAUCUUCAGUCCCAAAAUGUAAAAAAAAAAAAGUUACAUUGUGAUGACUUGUAGACCUGCUGCUCAUGGACGCAUUUUAUUUUGAUUUCAUAUAUUAUUUAAAGCUUUAAAAAGGCUCUACAUCUUCUGGUAAGCCAUGUCCCUCAUGUUCUUUCUGUUGCCUAACCUGAAACAUCAUUUGUGAAUGUCAGAAGGAAUGAGGCAGUCGCUUUGUUUCUGCAAACAUACUGUACAAAGUGAAGUUUAUGUACACUUAAAAGUAGAUGUUUUCAUAACCACACACAGUGCUGCGGAGUGUUUCAAACGCUUUUUUUCCAUUUUGUGUAAAUACAGUAUGUACCCUACUUGUAUGAGAAGUGGCGAUGCCUUUUUUUCUAAUUUCCAGUUCUCCCCCAUUGAAGUUGAUUUUGGCACCUCAUGUUGUGUACCAAUGUCUGAUUAGACAUUUUGAACCUGCAUAUUAACUUGCUGUAAAAAGAGAAAAUAAACAUGUUUAUGUACAGGG